CCGCAGGAUGGUGAAGGCCAAGUUUUGGACCCUGAAGAAGCACUUCCAAGGAUUCCCCAAAGCUAGCGACUUUGAGCUGAAAGAGGUGGAGCUGCCAAAGCUGAAGGAUGGAGAGGUGUUGCUUGCAUCUGUGUUCCUCAGCCUUGAUCCUUACAUGAGGCCUUACAGUCAGACGUCCUUGAAGGAAGGGGACAAAAUGACGGGCAGUCAAGUUGCUAGGAUUGUGGAAAGCAAGAAUCCCACCUACCAUAUAGGGAAAUUUGCUGUGGCUAAUGCAGGCUGGACAACCCACUUCAUUUCUAAUGGGAAAGACCUGCAGCUGCUGCCUUCUCCCUCAGAGACACUCCCCAUAUCUUUGGCUCUUGGGACUAUUGGUAUGCCAGGCCUCACUGCAUACUUUGGCCUGUUCGAGAUCUGCAGGAUAAAGCCAGGAGACAUAUUGCUGGUUAAUUCAGCAGCAGGGGCUGUGGGCACAGUUGUGGGACAACUUGCUAAAAUUGGAGGUUGCACAGUAGUUGGCUGUGCUGGCUCAGAUAAAAAGGUUGCAUAUCUGAAACAAAUUGGCUUUGACGAAGCUUUUAAUUAUAAGACUGUAGGAUCCUUGGAAGAAGCCCUUCGGAAGGCCUCCCCCAGUGGCUAUGACUGCUACUUUGAUAAUGUAAGCUCAAAUGGGUGGGUGGAGUUUUCAGACAUUGCUCUCAAACAGAUGAAGAAAUAUGGGAGGAUUGCAGUGUGUGGAGCCAUCUCUCUAUACAAUGACAAAGAGCCCCAGAAAGGACCUUAUGUGCAAAUUCCAAUGCUCUUUCAAGAGCUUUGCAUGGAAGGAUUUAUUGUCUCACGCUGGGACAACAGGCGUGAGGAAGGUCUGAAGGCACUGUUAAAAUGGGUUGUAGAGGGAAAAAUUAAGCACCAUGAAGACAUCAUUGAAGGAUUUGAAAAUAUGCCAGCUGCUUUCAUGGGCAUGCUAAAGGGAGACAACUUUGGAAAAGCAAUACUGAAAGUGUGAAGGGAAUGUGAUCCGCUUCAUCAUGGAGUACAACAUAGAUACUUUUCUACUACUAUUUUAUAUGGGUAAGAUUUAUAACCUAAAGGGAGAUCGUACUAAUGACACAUUUCAGUUUUAUUACCAGAUAGUCAACCAUUAGUUGCCAGUAACGUAUAAAUUCAUUAAAUGGUUCUGAGCCUUAGGAGCUAGCAUUUUUGUAGUUGUAAUCCAACCAAUUGCCUACCAGUACUGAAUUGCUUAUCUGAUGUUUGCAGGACUGCACUGCUGAUACAGAAUUGCUAACCUAGAGGUACCCUUAGUUUCAGUGAGUUAGGGUUUGCACUGAGAAGAAGCCUACUGGCAACUAUCCCAAGGCAAACCUGAAACAGGCUUGCCGCAGAUCACAGCAAAGGCUUCUAAAAUUCUUCAUUUAAAAGGUUAAAUUAGUUUCAGGAACAGCAUAUGGGGAGAAUAGUACCAGAUCUUAACCAGGUUGUUAAGUCAGUUGUGUCUUUUAAACAUCAUUGUUAGAGCAAACUGCAUUGUACCCAUGAUAAAUAAACAAACUAGAUGUUUUAAAAAUA
Gavialis gangeticus (Gharial) is the source of this 1569-nucleotide messenger RNA. It is a transcript of the gene PTGR1, whose product is annotated as prostaglandin reductase 1. Gene Ontology annotation, molecular function: 15-oxoprostaglandin 13-reductase [NAD(P)+] activity; 2-alkenal reductase [NAD(P)H] activity. Gene Ontology annotation, cellular component: cytoplasm. The record is from RefSeq and is a predicted model, not a curated record. Gene Ontology annotation, biological process: prostaglandin metabolic process. NCBI's taxonomy places the organism in Eukaryota, Metazoa, Chordata, Crocodylia, Gavialidae.